Molecule: messenger RNA, 3882 nt
Organism: Molossus molossus (Pallas's mastiff bat)
Lineage: Eukaryota; Metazoa; Chordata; Mammalia; Chiroptera; Molossidae
Gene: PTP4A2
Product: protein tyrosine phosphatase 4A2
Exons: 6
Coding region: 964-1467 (167 amino acids)
Biological process (GO): positive regulation of cell migration; protein dephosphorylation
Cellular component (GO): nucleus
Molecular function (GO): protein tyrosine phosphatase activity
Source: RefSeq, a predicted model, not a curated record
AGCGGUGGUGGCGGAGGCGCGAUCGUCGGGCUGUAACCGUCGUCCGUCCGGUAGCGGCUGGAGCGGCAGCGGCAGCCGGGCACGGCGCUUGGCGACGCCACAAGGCAGCGGCGGCAGCGGGGGCAGCGGCGGCAGCAGGAGACAUAGCGGCGGCCGCAGCAGCAGCAGCAAGACGGACUCGUGGACACGCGCCGCCGUCGCCGGGCCGGGCCGGGUGUCGCGCGCCGAGGCUGGGGGGGAGUCGUCGUCGCCGCCGCCGCCACCGCUACCGCCGCCGCCGCCGCCGCCGAGGUGACUGAGGAGAGAGGCGCCUCCUCGCUCCCUCCGCCGCCGGACGUCAAUGCCCAGUCCCCAGCUCGCCAGCGUUUUUCGUUGGAAUAUACGUUGCACAUUUAUGGCGAUUCUGAGUGUGAGGGCAGACUUCUGCCAGGCUCAGCACAGCGUUUUUGCUGACAAGUGAGCUUGGGGGUUCUAUGUGCCAUAAUUAACAUUGCCUUGAAGACUCUGGACACCGAGACUGGCCUCAGAAAUAGUUGGCUUUUUAAAAUUUUAUUGCAAGCAUAUUUCUUUUAAUGACUCCAGUAAAAUUAAGCAUCAAGUAAACAAAAGUGGAAAGUGAUCUACACUUUUAACUUGUUUCACUAGUGCCUAAAUGUAGUAAAGGCUGCUUAAGUUUUGUAUGUAGUUGGAUUUUUUUGGAGUCCGAAGGUAUCCAUCUGCAGACAUUGAGGCCCAAGUUGAAUUUGGAUUCAAGUGGAUUCUGAAUACUUCUGCUUAUCUUGAAGAGAGAAGCUUCUUAAAGAAUAAACAAGUUGAAUAGAGAAAACACUGAUUGAUAAUAGGCAUUUUAGUGGUCUUUUUAAUGUUUUCUGCUGUGAAACAUUUCAAGAUUUAUUGAUUUUUUUUGUUUUCAUUGUCCCCAUCACACUCACAUACGCACGCUCACACUUUUUAUUUGCCAUAAUGAACCGUCCAGCCCCUGUGGAGAUCUCCUAUGAGAACAUGCGUUUUCUGAUAACUCACAACCCUACCAAUGCUACUCUCAACAAGUUCACAGAGGAACUUAAGAAGUAUGGAGUGACAACUUUGGUUCGAGUUUGUGAUGCGACAUAUGAUAAAGCUCCAGUUGAAAAAGAAGGAAUCCACGUUCUAGAUUGGCCAUUUGAUGAUGGCGCGCCACCCCCUAAUCAGAUAGUGGAUGAUUGGCUAAAUCUAUUAAAAACCAAAUUUCGUGAAGAGCCAGGUUGCUGUGUUGCAGUGCAUUGUGUUGCGGGAUUGGGAAGGGCACCUGUGCUGGUUGCACUUGCUUUGAUUGAAUGUGGAAUGAAGUAUGAAGAUGCAGUUCAGUUUAUAAGACAAAAAAGAAGGGGAGCAUUCAAUUCCAAACAGCUGCUUUACCUGGAGAAAUACCGACCUAAGAUGCGAUUACGCUUCAGAGAUACCAAUGGGCAUUGCUGUGUUCAGUAGAAAGAAAUAUAAACGAAGGCAGACUUGAUUGUGGCAUUUAGAGGGAACUCUUGGUACCUGGAAAUGUGAAUCUGGAAUCUUAACUGUGUCAUCAAAGUAGUGAUGGAUUCAGUACUCCUCAACCACUCUCCUAAUGAUUGGAAAAAAGCAAACAAAGAAAUCCCUCUAUAACAUGAAUAAAAUGUUUAAGAAAAGAAAAAGAGAAAGAAAAAAGGGAUUAAUUCCAUGGAGAAUGGUUUUGCUCUUAGUGUUGGAGUUUGAAUUUCUGCCAGGAUUGAAUUAUUUCAGAAUCUCCUGUCUUUUUUAACUUUUUCAAAAUAGGUCUCUAAGGAAAACCAGCAGAACAUUAGCCUGUGCAGAACCUUCUGUUUGGGGAGCACACUCUUCCAUUAUGCUUGGCACAUAGAUCUCCCUGUUGUGGAAUUUUUUUUCUUUUUUCUUUAUUUGGAGUUAGGGUUGGGAGCUACAAUUUUACUCUCUUCUCUCCUUUUCCCUAUCCCUCUUUUUUCCCUUGAUACAAGUUGUAGAUGGAAUAGGAGAAGCCCCUGUUGCUAUAGAUGUGUGUGCAGUCUGGCAGCCUUAAGCCCACCUGGGCACUUUUAGAAAAAACAACAACAAAAAAAACAAAAAACACACAAAAAAAACAAAAAAAACCCACCCAAAAGCAGUGGCAUAUAUGUUAUAUGAUCCAGGUGGAUUUUAGUCUUUACUGAUGAUGGGGUGUUCAUGUUAGUUUCUUUCCUUGAGAAUGCUAUACAACAUUAGGCAAAUUAGCCAAGAGCCUUUUGUUUGGGUUUUUGUUUUGGUAAGUUAAAGUGGGGAAAUGGCAUUUUAAGAGGAGUCUCUUUUUUCAAAGAACUUAGCUGAGAGUCAAAUUCUUCUCUUUUCCAACCAAUGAAGCUAAGUGGGUAUCACAGAAACUUUUGUUUUCUGAAGGGGGAGUACUCCGGUCCAUCACUAGAGGUGUGUCCAGACAGAGAGUUAGCAUACUUUCUACACCUUGUAGAAUUGUGGGCUGUAUGUAGCAUUACUCUACUUUUCUGUCUAAUGAUGUCAGAGAAUGAAUGCUGGUAGUUUAAAAUUUUUAUUUUAGGACUUUUUGUGCUCUGAAUUUUCAGGAACAGUCAGAGGAGUAGCAGCAAAGACACAAUAUUUUGGACUUGAGAAAUGCCUGUUAUGGGUAUUUUCCAAACUGCCCCAUAUAUAUAUGUACAGUUCAGUUUAACCACUGAUUGCCUUGUUAUUUUCUUACUAGGUUCUUUAUGAGAUAAAACCAACAAUGCCUAGUGAGUGUGUGUCCACAGGCCUAACAGGGUAGGAAAGAGGUGUAGAACAGCCCAACCAGUAGCAAAAGGACUGUGUUGCUAGUGAAAUUGGUGUAGUGUCAUUUUUGCUGAUUCUUUUUUGGGUUCAAUAUGCUGAUCUAGAAAAACUGUUUUUCUGCUCUUUUGUGGAAGGCAGUUGUGACUAGGCUGUACUGACAAAGCAAGUUGAAGGACACCAUCAGGGGCUCUUGCACUCUUCAUUUAAAUAUUACACACUUUCUAGUGCUCUGCUUCUAAGGAUUUGAAUAAAGGCUUAGGGUCACCUUGUCCUGCUGGAAUUUGCUAUGCAGAGCCAUGAACUUCCCAUUUUGUUAGGAUCAGCUAGACCAGUAGGAAUGGACUGAUGAUACCUCAGAGGUUGGCUGGCUAUGUGAACUGCCUAUCUCCUAUGCCGGAGUUGUUUUGCUCUUUAAAUAAAAAUCUGUAGAUUCUCUCCUCCCCUAUCCCAGAAAACAAAACAAAAUAAUGCUUUUUGGAAUUGUUUCUAGGAUUUUAAAGUGGAAAAUGAUGGUACUAUCCAAAAUUUUUUAUUUCAGAAUACAACAAUAGAUUCCUAUUAACAUAGAACCAAGAUCAAAACAAAUAUUCUCUAAGCUCAGAUAGAUGGUCUAAUGACUCCAAGGGUUUUGAUCAAUAUCAUAAACCUUUUUCCUUUGACAUGCUCUGAUUUUUGUUGUAUGGGGGAGGGAGAGACAGAGAAACAGGUUGUGUGUGUGUGUGUGUGUGUGUGUGUGUGUGUAUGUGUAUGCGUGUAUGCGCGCGUGCGCGCACAGUGUCCACCAGUAUCAGUGCCUGCCUGAGUUAGGAAAAUUACAUUCCUAGUUCUGUAUGAGGAGAAGGGUGUAUAAAGCAACAUGAAACAUUAGCCCCCAUUUUGUUUUAAAUUGCUGACUAAUGUUAAUUAUUCUCAGAACUGGAUUUUCUUCCUCAAAAUUAAGUUUUUUUUUAUCUUUUGGAUUUAAUGAAGUAUUGCUAGCUGAAGCCAGUUUGACAUGGUGGGAGAGAUGUCAGACUGAUGAAAGGUGUGCAGCCUGAUUUAAAACCAAACCCUGAACCCUUUUAAAGAACAAUAAACAUAUUUUACAUGCUC